Messenger RNA from Phoenix dactylifera (date palm), 1925 nucleotides. RefSeq names its product sphingosine-1-phosphate lyase. The record is from RefSeq and is a predicted model, not a curated record. Lineage: Eukaryota; Viridiplantae; Streptophyta; Magnoliopsida; Arecales; Arecaceae. Gene Ontology annotation, cellular component: endoplasmic reticulum. Gene Ontology annotation, molecular function: pyridoxal phosphate binding; sphinganine-1-phosphate aldolase activity. Gene Ontology annotation, biological process: carboxylic acid metabolic process; sphingolipid catabolic process.
AUACCCACACCCCCCUCUCCUCUUCUUUAUCUCUUUCCCCGAUCGCCGGGAUGGAGGACUUGGUGCUCCGCUUCCGCGCCUCGGCCAACUCUUUCCUCUCCCAGUAUGAGCCGAUCGCCCUCGUCCUCGGCCCCAUCCUGGCCCUCCUCCUCGCCCGGGCUAUCCACUCCCUCCUCGCCGUCAUCCAGGAGAAGGGGAUCAAAGCCACGGUCCUGGGGUUCCUAAUGAGCUCCGUCAAGUUGAUACCUGGCGUCAGCAGCUACAUCGAAUCCGAGAAGAGAAAGGUCGUGGACAAAUUACAAUCUGGCAGUAAGUCUAAAAAGGAUAACUGGAGAACUGAGUUGCCGAAUAUUGGAGUUGGUAGAGAAGUUAUACAGGAGCUGGAAGAUACAAAAAGUAAGGAUGUGACUUGGCAAGGAAAAUGCUCCGGUACAGUCUAUAUUGGGGGAACUGAGUUGGAGGGCCAUUUUGCUUUGACAAAUGAGGCGUACUCAAUGUUUUCACACACCAAUCCAUUACAUCAAGAUGUAUUCCAAAGUGUGGCACGAUUUGAGGGAGAAGUGGUUGCUAUGACUGCUGCACUUCUUGGCAGUAAAGAGAAGACAUCUGGAGGACAAAUCUGUGGCAACAUGACAUCCGGAGGAACUGAAAGUAUAUUAUUAGCUGUUAAAACAUCACGCGAUUAUAUGAGAGCAAAAAAGGGAAUCACAAAACCAGAAAUGAUAAUUCCUGAGUCUGCACAUUCUGCAUAUGACAAAGCUGCGCAGUAUUUUAACAUUAAGGUACGACAUGUUCCUGUAAAUAAAGAAUUUGCUGCGGAUGUUAAAGGUAUCAGGCGAUGCAUCAACCGGAACACGAUAAUGAUUAUUGGAUCUGCACCAGGGUUCCCACAUGGCAUCAUUGAUCCUAUUGAAGAGCUUGGUGAAUUGGCAUCUAGUUAUGGUAUUUGCUUCCAUGUUGAUCUUUGUCUCGGUGGCUUCGUAUUGCCAUUUGCUCGUAAGCUUGGGUACCCGAUUCCUCCUUUUGAUUUUUCUGUAAAAGGAGUUACAUCAAUUUCAAUUGACGUGCACAAGUAUGGACUAGGUCCUAAGGGCACAAGUGUAGUUCUUUACAGAAAUCAUGAACUCAGAAAGCACCAAUUUGUUGCGGUAACCGAGUGGUCAGGUGGGCUUUAUGUUUCCCCUACUAUUGCUGGAAGCAGACCUGGUGGAUUGAUUGCAGGGGCUUGGGCAGCAAUGAUGUCAUUAGGACUGAAUGGAUACUUGGAGAAUACAAGGCAGAUCAUGGAAGUAUCCAAGAAAAUACAGAAAGGGAUAGAGGAGAUUCCAGAGUUGUUUGUUGUUGGAAAGCCAGACAUGACAGUAGUGGCUUUUGGCUCCAAUGCUGUCAACAUCUUUGAAGUCAAUGAUAUAAUGUCAUCAAAGGGGUGGCAUUUGAAUGCUUUGCAGAGACCUAACAGCCUUCAUAUUUGUGUGACCCUUCAGCAUGUUCCAACGUUUGAAGACUUCCUAAGAGAUCUGAGAGAUUCUGUAAGAACUGUAAAAGAGAACCCAGGUCCAGUUAGCGGCGGGCUUGCUCCAGUCUAUGGUGCUGCAGGAACGAUGCCUGAUAGAGGCAUGGUGCACGAGUUACUUGUAGAAUUCAUGGACAGCUCCUGCUAGUCCUGGCUUCUUGUGCCAGUCCAUACAAAAUGUCAUAAUAUUUCAAAAAUUUUCUCCUCUUACCUUCGUUGCUCAAGGAAAAUGCCAUUCAGCUAUCAAGCUGUAUGAACUUUCCUGACAUGCUCUGUCAACAUUCGUUAUCCCUUAGAGAGGGUGUACGUCAUUACAAUGCUAUGCAUCAUAAAUAAUCCUGGUAGGAGAUGAUCGAUGUGAAUGAAUUAUUUUAAACAUUUAUGAAGGAAUGACAUAUUCUGUUUAGUUUCA